AUGGAAUUUCCCAAGCUCACUCGUUUCGUAGAGGACCUGCUUGACACUUACAAUCCAGAGACAGUCAUCGAGAAUCAUGAGGACGACAACUCAUUUGCCCAUGAUGAUCUGGAAUCAGCAGUCGAAGAGCCUAUCGACAGCCGGUGUGAAGAGGAUCUUGUUGACGCCGAUGAGUAUCACAGAUUCAUGGAGUGGAUGGCGAAGCCUUCUGACCCUUUCACUCCGAGCAAGCUUUUUGAAAAGAUCAGAGACUAUGGUGUUGUUGAAGGCACACUCUCCUUUGACAACUGGGAUGGCUCGCAGACAACCCGGUCCAGCACUUCCAUCCAAGCGCAAGUAAAAAAAUACAACGCAGCCAAGUAUGCCAGGCUAUGUAAAAAGCAGUUCCGGGACCAGAAGGACAGGACUCGUUUGGGUCGUCGGAUGCAAAAACGCCGGGAGGCUAUUAGUCUGCUAGACUCGGAGCCCGAGCCAUGGGGCGAGCAACUGCGUUGGGAGUUGAGUAUGCUUCUUGAUGACCAACUUGUGGAUAGGAAGCAUUGGUUAAGCAUUAACAGUCGGAUGGAGAAGCGUCUGGAUAUCAUGAAAACACUUGUUUCUUUUGAUGUCAGCAUGCAGUAG
Messenger RNA from Fusarium sp. VM40, 621 nucleotides. The record is from the annotation of a GenBank genome assembly. NCBI's taxonomy places the organism in Eukaryota, Fungi, Ascomycota, Sordariomycetes, Hypocreales, Nectriaceae.